Messenger RNA from Monoraphidium neglectum, 1146 nucleotides. RefSeq names its product cGMP-dependent 3',5'-cyclic phosphodiesterase. The transcript is spliced from 9 exons. The coding region runs from base 1 to 1146 and encodes 381 amino acids. Gene Ontology annotation, molecular function: protein binding. Lineage: Eukaryota; Viridiplantae; Chlorophyta; Chlorophyceae; Sphaeropleales; Selenastraceae. The record is from RefSeq and is a predicted model, not a curated record.
AUGGAGGCGCUGGCAAUGGCAGACAGCGCAGCGAGCGCUGGAAUUCGUGCGGCGUCCGCUCCUUCACACGCUGCGGAUGUUCCCGCUCUUGCGGACGACUUGGAGCUGCACAGCGACUAUGUAGCCAAGAGCCUACUGCGGGCGAUCCAGCUCAUCAACCGCCUGACACUCGAGCUCAACGUCCACGAGGCCAUGCGCAGCGUCCGCCAGGUUGCCCUGGAGCUUCUGGAGUGUGAGCGAGUGACGCUGUUCCUGGUCCUGCGCAGCAAGCGGGAGCUGCGGGGCCGCAUGGGCGACGAGGCAGCCGACGAGGUGAUCUCAGUGCGCUUUGGAGAGGGCAUCGCGGGCCGCGUGGCACUCACGGGCGGCCUGCUCAACGUGCGCGACGCCUACUCGCACCCCCUGUUCCACCCGGGCGUCGACGCCAAGACGGGCUUCAGGACGCGCAACAUCCUGGCCUGCGCGGUCAAGCACGACGACUGCGACUCGGAGCCCAUUGCGGUGCUGCAGGCGCGCCGCGGAGUGGGGGCCGCAGGGGCCCUGAACAAGCGCGGCGGCGCGGACUUCAGUGCGGUGGACGAGCAGCACCUGAAGCUCUUCAGCGUCCACCUCGGCAACACCCUCGCGAAGAUACGGUUUUAUGAGGAGGCCAAGCGCGAGAAGGAGCGCAUGGCGGCGCUGAGCCAGUGCUUCAAGAAGCUGGCCAAGGCGUCAUCCCUGGACUGCGCGCUGGGCACGAUUACCGAGGCGGUGCAGGAGCUGGUUCACGCGGAGCGGGUGGUGGUGUUCCUGAUGGACCACGCGCGCGGGGUGCUGUGGAGCAGCUUCGUGCACCCGGUGACGGGCCACGUGCGGCAGAUCAGGACCAAGCAGCACGCCGGCUGCGUGGGGCGAUGUGCCACCAGCAAGCAGCAGCUCUGUCUUGACCUGCGGGAGGACCCCGGGCCGCGCGACGACCCGGUGCUGCGGCAGCUGCUGGCAGCCAUAGAGGAUAGCAGGGUGUCCAGCGCGCUGCUGCAGCCCGUGCUGGACCCCUCCACAGACGGCUGCAUGGCGGUGCUGGUGGCGCUCAACAAGGUGGGGGAUGACGUGGCGGACGGCGCCUUUGAGGACGGCACCUUCACACGGUCUGACAGGUACUUGUGA